UGAACUUGGCAUGCCUCUCUCAGUGGUUCUGUGAGAACUUCUCAGGAACUUCCACAGUCUUCGCCAGCUCUAUUUCUAAGGAAGUCGAAACAUUCGAGAGAAAAUUUCUCAAUCAGAACGGAGAUCUAAUCUGCCGUCUUUAUAUUGGCGAUCCAAAAUAAUAAGGCAUUACACUAAAGUGAGGCUAAAAAGAAAUUUUCGUAAACUAAGUUGCAGUUUUAAAGCCAUCUCAACAACGACGAAAAAACAGUCGAUUGUAUUUAGAAUGAGCUUAUAGAUAGUUUGUUGUAUAUCCUGAACGAAGAUAGAAGAUUCACUGAUAGGUGAAUAGUUCAAAGUUUUUGGUUAUAAAUCCGAUCAGGGCACCGGUAAACCAAGUAUUUAUUUACUAGGGAGUAAAUUAGGAAUAAACUUUCAAGAAACUUAUGAAUAUUUUUUAAUAUUCAGUGCUGUGUCCGUCCAUUUAUAAGUAGGCAGAUUUAUGAACAAAAUUGCUUUGCAAAGCGUACGAAAAAUGCUCAAGAUAAUAGAUAUUGGUGCGAACCUGACGGACCCCAUGUUCCAGGGUGUCUACAAUGGAUCCGCCAAGCACCAAGCUGACUUAGGCAACGUCCUAGAACGGGGCUGGGUUGCCGGUCUGGAAAAGGUGAUCGUCACUUGUGGCACCGUCUUCGACUGCGAACAGGCAUUUAAAAUUGUCAAUGAAAAUGACAAACUGUACACCACUGUUGGAUGCCAUCCCACUAGAUGUGGCGAGUUCGAGGCUGAUCCCGAUGGCUACUUCACUUCGCUGUGCAAUCAAAUAGACCAAAAUCGGGACAAGGUGGUGGCAAUAGGCGAGUGCGGUUUGGACUACGAUAGGCUGCACUUCUGCGAGAAGGACACCCAGAAGAAGUACUUUGAACAACAACUGAAACUGGCCGAGAAGUAUCAGCUUCCGUUGUUUUUACACUGCCGCAAUGCGCACGAUGACUUCAUUGAGAUCCUAACGAGGAAUUUGAACAAAAUUCCCAAACGAGGGGUGGUGCAUACUUUCGACGGAUCGCUGGAGGAUGCCCAAGCACUAAUAGAGUUAGGGUUCUACAUCGGCAUCAAUGGUUGCUCCCUGAAGACGGAGGACAAUCUAAAAGUGGCUGCGGAAAUACCGGAUAAUCGGAUAAUGGUCGAAACCGACAGCCCUUGGUGUGAAAUUCGACCUUCUCACGCCGGAUCGAAGUUCAUCAAGACAAAGUUCCCGUCAGUGAAGAAGAAGGAAAAAUGGGACAAAGACAUGCUCAUAGCGGGACGGUGCGAACCAGUUAUGAUAACGCAAGUGCUGGAAGUUCUCGCUGGAAUCAAGAGCAAACCCUUGGAGCAGCUUGCAGAGCAGUACUACCAAAACACAGUGGAGGUUUUCUUUCCGAAAUAAACGGGAUGCAGCUGCCUAGUUUUCAUAAAUAUCGCAUUCUUAUUUAAAUCGAGUUAAAUGUUAUUCAAACGAAACAAAUUCUUAUGUGAAUUAAAAAUCAAAACAGAAAAAAAAGUUCAGCAAGUA
Molecule: messenger RNA, 1534 nt
Organism: Aedes albopictus (Asian tiger mosquito)
Lineage: Eukaryota; Metazoa; Arthropoda; Insecta; Diptera; Culicidae
Product: deoxyribonuclease TATDN1
Exons: 4
Coding region: 482-1408 (308 amino acids)
Cellular component (GO): cytosol
Molecular function (GO): 3'-5'-DNA exonuclease activity
Source: RefSeq, a predicted model, not a curated record